CACAUUUCACGCUGACAUCGAGCGAAUACACGCCACGGUCCAUAUACACACGCCACGGUCCAUAUACACACACACACCACACGGCUCAAAAUAUUAUCGACCGAUCGCAGUUCGGGAAUACAGUAGAGAACAUAGCGUGUAUUUAAAGAAAUAAAUAUAUUUUCUGGUGAGGAAACGGGGGAAUACAGAGAACGACAGAAAAGAAAACGAGGAAACCACCAAAAGGAAAUGCCAAUCGCAGCCACGGGUCAACUGACGACUCAGGAACCCCGUAUUUUCUCCCGACUGCCCUCCACCCCGGAGCCUGUACCAAAAGGGGGUAAUUUAUGUGACGUUGCGGGGGCAGUAGCCGAGUCGCAGGAGCGAACAGAAUACGGGGGCGCCGAGGGGGGCAGGGGAGGACUAGUAGCCAGCUACAGUCAGACCAGCGGCGCUAGGGGAUUUCUGCCGCUUCGUUCUUCCAACUCCAACGGUUCUCCUCCGCAAUCCCCUCCCACGUCCUCCCCCCUCGCCUCAUCUUUCUUCCAUCACCACUCCUAUCAAAUGGCCAUGGAGCCGCCCAGGACUCGAUCGCGUUCUCGGUCUGGAUUCUACCAGCAGUAUGGUUUGACCGGCCCCGGGAUUAAUGCCAACGGGGGAACUGGACCUAACCACCAUCACCACCACAGCCAGCAGCAACAUCAUCAACAGCAGCACAACUCGGGUUGCCUUGGAGCUCACAGCCACCACACGGAGCAGCACAGCAUACGAGCCCCGGGAUCUAACGUCUCCCCCGGCGCUCAGAGGCAGUCGGGACCGCUUGGAACACAUCGCAUCUCACCCGCAGGACUGCUCUGUGUGUUCGUCUAUAGCACCCACACCUACAGCAUCUGUUUCUCAGGACUGCUCUGUGUGUUCGUCUAUAGCACCCACACCUACAGCAUCUGUUUCUCAGGACUGCUCUGUGUGUUCGUCUAUAGCACCCACACCUACAGCAUCUGUUUCUCAGGACUGCUCUGUGUGUUCGUCUAUAGCACCCACACCUACAGCAUCUGUUUCUCAGGACUGCUCUGUGUGUUCGUCUAUAGCACCCACACCUACAGCAUCUGUUUCUCAGGACUGCUCUGUGUGUUCGUCUAUAGCACCCACACCUACAGCAUCUGUUUCUCAGGACUGCUCUGUGUGUUCGUCUAUAACACCCACACCUACAGCAUCUGUUUCUCAGGACUGCUCUGUGUGUUCGUCUAUAACACCCACACCUACAGCAUCUGUUUCUCAGGACUGCUCUGUGUGUUCGUUUAUAGCACCCACACCUACAGCAUCUGUUUCUCAGGACUGCUCUGUGUGUUCGUCUAUAACACCUACAGCAUCUGUUUCUCAGGACUGCUCUCUAUGCUGGGGGCGUGUUCGGUGCAGCAUUUACCUGUACCCUACUCCUUUCCCUCCCUCCUCUCCAGUGAUCCCCCUUUCCUCCUCCCCCCUCCCCACCUCUCUCACCACCCCCCCCACCUCCCUCCACCUGGACACUUCCUUCCCUUCCCGACACAACAGUCCAGAUCGCCGUUGCAGAGGAUAGAGAACGAGGUGGAGCUGCUUGGAGAGCACCUGUCUGUGGGAGGGGGGUUCAACUACCCUCAUGGAGCACACCACCCCUCCUCCCUUCCCCCCUCCACACCCCUCCAGUUCCUGUCUCAUCACGACUCCCUGUCACAGGAGCUGUUCGGAGUGCCGUACCCCCACUUCAUGCCUCGGCGAAUCACAGGGCGUCGUUACCGCUCCCAGCAGACCGUGCCCCCGGCCCCCUACCACCCAGGCUUCCUGCCUUACUUCCUGUCGAUGCUUCCAGUGGUUCCUACAGUCGGUCCUACCAUCAGUCUAGAGUUAGAUGUGGAUGAUGGAGAGGUAGAGAACUAUGAAGCCCUGUUGAACCUAGCAGAGCGUCUGGGCGAGGCCAAACCCAGAGGACUGACCAAGGCUGACAUAGAACAGCUUCCCUCCUACCGCUUCAACCCCAACAACCACCAGUCAGAACAGACACUGUGCGUUGUGUGUAUGUGUGACUUUGAGUCCCGUCAGCUGCUAAGAGUCCUGCCCUGUAACCACGAGUUCCACACCAAGUGUGUUGACAAGUGGCUGAAGGCUAACAGAACGUGUCCUAUCUGUCGGGCGGACGCCUCCGAGGUCCAGCGGGAUUCUGAAUGACCUAUGACCCCCACAGAUCUAGGGUCUGCUCAGCGUCUCCACAUCCUAACCUGACGCAUUAGGGAAGGAAACGCAACGCAACAGACCUUAGAUCAGUGUCUGGGAGCGAUGUCCGUCCCCCCUCUCCUCCGCCAAGUGAACUCUUUAAGUAAUAGACUCUGCCUUCUUCCUAUGAUGAUGUUAUUCUAGUAAUGGCCUUUUGACUGACACACACACACACACACACACACACGUAUGUACGAGGGGCAGUUGGACUUUUCCCCCUUUGUACUGUCUUACCUUCCUGCGUGAUGAUUGGAUUUGUCUUCUGAACGCUGUGGAGACACUCAGUUGGACUGUGUUGUUGUCCUGACUAACCCAGUGGAGAAUAUGGAAGCCCAAAGAUUCUGACUAUUAUGACAUCAUCGUUGUUAUUGCUAUUGUUAAUAUUCUGUUCGUGAUGAAUCAUUCAGAACCUGGAUUGAGAUGUGUUUUCACUAGUGGGGUUAUUUUGGUUUAUAAAGGUGCUUUCUCUUCAUUUACCUUUUUAAAGUGUGUGUGCUGUUGUACUCCUACAAAACACAUCUACAAUGUGUGUCCAACUGAAAUCUAGAGAGAAUGGAGGACAGUACAAUCUUUACAUUGUUGUUAGUAUUGGUUUAAGAUCUGGGUAGAGGAAGGUGUGCAGAAAUACAGCGUUGUCAGUAAUCGGGAAAGUGUGUGUAUUAUUUAUGCAGUGCAGUACACUGGCCUCCUGCUCACACUGCCGUUUCCGCUCUGAUUGGUCGAUGCUGUGCACUGAGACAGGAAGUGUUUCAUGAGGAAGGGGAGGGGCUUCCAGGGAGGAGAAGGGCAACAGAACCAGGGUAGUUGAGGAGGAUGGGGCGGGCCUUCUCUCUCAUCACUCCUCUUUCUGUAUCACUCCCUUUUUCCUCUCCCAGUCCAUCCCCCUCUCUCUCUCCCAGUCCAUCCCCCUUUCUCUCUCUUUC
Messenger RNA from Salvelinus namaycush (lake trout), 3149 nucleotides. RefSeq lists its product as uncharacterized. The record is from RefSeq and is a predicted model, not a curated record. The coding region runs from base 229 to 2181 and encodes 650 amino acids. The transcript is spliced from 10 exons. NCBI's taxonomy places the organism in Eukaryota, Metazoa, Chordata, Actinopteri, Salmoniformes, Salmonidae.